Jatropha curcas is the source of this 1301-nucleotide messenger RNA. RefSeq names its product bidirectional sugar transporter SWEET10. Gene Ontology annotation, molecular function: sugar transmembrane transporter activity. Gene Ontology annotation, biological process: carbohydrate transport. Lineage: Eukaryota; Viridiplantae; Streptophyta; Magnoliopsida; Malpighiales; Euphorbiaceae. The record is from RefSeq and is a predicted model, not a curated record. Gene Ontology annotation, cellular component: membrane.
UAUAUGGAUGGGCACUAGCCCUAGAAAACCAUCAUCCACUACAUCUGCUCUUGUAAUAAUUACGAAUUAAUGAUGUUAUGACUUCUCUCAUCGACCAUGCAAAUUUGAUUCAUUAUUAUAUAUGUGCUCUUCUCUAUAUAAACAGUUCAUCCAGCUUCAGUUUCUCAUCACUGCAAAACAAAGCUAGAGUUUCUCUUUAGGAAAACUACUGCUUUGAUUUUUUUCAUUCAGAGAUAGAGUUUUCUUUUCUGUUUGAGCAGUAGAGAUAUGGCAUUUCACCUUCCUUGGGUUUUCCUUUUUGGUCUUUUAGGUAACAUCAUCUCCUUGUUAGUAUGCCUUGCUCCUAUGCCAACUUUUUAUCAAAUAUGCAAGAAGAAAACAAGUGAAGGGUUUCAGUCCAUUCCAUAUGUAAUUGCAUUGUUUAGUGCUAUGCUGUGGUUGUUUUAUGCAGUUUUUGCGGAAGAUGCUACCCUUCUCAUUACCAUCAACUCCUUCACAUUUUUCAUGGAAGUUAUCUACAUUACUCUCUAUCUUUUCUAUGCCAUCAAGAAGGAUAGGAUUUUGACCACAAAACUUAUCCUCUUGUUCAAUGUAUUUGGGUUUGGCACCAUUUGUCUUUUAGCUCUCUUUCUAACCAAAGGUGAAAAAAGAGUCCAUGUGUUGGGAUGGAUCUGUAUGAUUUUUUCUCUUUGCGUUUUUGCUGCACCUCUUGGCAUUGUGAGAAAAGUCAUAAAAACCAAAAGUGUGGAGUUCAUGCCUUUCUCUUUAUCCUUCUUCCUGACUUUGAGUGCAGUCAUGUGGUUCUUUUAUGGGUUUUUGAAGAAAGACCUUUUUGUUGCUGUUCCAAAUAUAUUGGGGUUCAUAUUUGGAGUUCUCCAGAUGGUUCUAUAUAUGAUUUAUAGAAAUCCCAAGAAUGGUUUGGAUGAGAAGCCAAAACUCCAUGAAUUAUCAGAUCAACAUAUUAUUGAAGUGGCAACUAUCUUGAGCAAGUUAGACAGCUCAGUGGUUACAGUAGAGAAGAAAGAAGAUAUUCAAGAUCAAGAUUCCAAGAAACAAAACCAGAAAAUCAAGAAUCAAGAAAAGAAUAAUGUCUUCGACACCGUUUAACUAAACAAUUAUUAAUUAAUUAAUUAAUUAAUUAAUGUCCAGUAUUAAUUAUCUUUAAGUUCUAGCUAGUAAUCAAGGAGCGAAAAGGAUACCGCUACUUGUUUUAAUUUCUUCCACAUGUCGUAUUAUGUAAUUUAUGUUUUUUUAUGAGAAAAUAAAAUACUCCAAAAAAAAAAAAAAAAUUUAAUUUUCCU